Messenger RNA from Apis cerana (Asiatic honeybee), 8533 nucleotides. RefSeq names its product leucine rich repeat protein connectin (gene Con). The record is from RefSeq and is a predicted model, not a curated record. Gene Ontology annotation, molecular function: protein binding. NCBI's taxonomy places the organism in Eukaryota, Metazoa, Arthropoda, Insecta, Hymenoptera, Apidae.
AGUCGUGCUUUGCCUUCCGUUUCGAAAGCACCGCCGUCGUUGUUCCGCUCGUUAACGCGUCCCGUAUCGUUCCAACCUUAAUUCCCCUCCACACAUGUGCGCGCAAUUUUAUCUUCUUGCCCUAGUAAAAUUUCUCCAAAUAUAUUAACACUUUAAAACGAUCGUCUUUAUUUACCGCGAUUCCGCUAAAUUAACUUGCUAAAUUACGCCUUUUUUCUCCCUUCAAAUUUAUAUUAUAUCAAUCCCAUUUCUCUUCUUUUCCAUUUAUGAUGGAAAUUACGAGCCGUCCUGUUCCACAAUCCUCGAUACUUUUCAAUACUGAAUUUUUAAACGAAAUAUUGUAGCAAAAUAUUAGUAGGGGGAAAAGUGAGUGUGUGUCUGCGCGUUGAAGACUUUGGAUAUACAAUAGUUUGGAAGCUGAUCUCACUCGUAUCAUUCGUAUCUGUUUAGAGGGUUGAUAGUUGAAAACACUCUUGAGCCUCGUCGAGUCGGAAACUAUCGAAAUUCGCGAGGAAAAGAUCCGUUCGAGAUGAAACGAUUAUCCCGGCUCUUUCUUCAAAUCUUGUUCCUGGUCUCGAUCGCAGCCUCGAGUUUAUCAGCGUCGACGAGGUCUCGGGGGAAGAAGAAGGUCGCCAAGGAGGUGAAAGACGCCAACAUAUGCGAGAUAAAGGGGAUGCAGGCCCCCAUGUAUUGUUAUUGCAACAGCAACGAGUUGAGGAACGCCACGGAUGCCACUUGCGUCAUAUUAAACCCGUUCACCAACAGCGAUCCGACAUGGAACAACUUCGACUCGCAGAUCUACCUGCAAAAGCUCAAGUUCGUAGUUCGAACGCCCAACGGAUUGGAUUACAUACCCGUCCAGUUGCUCACGCUACUCAAGAACUUGCAAAUUAUCACGAUUCAGGACGCGAGCAUCAACGAAAUCGCGGAAUACGCGUUCUCCAACCUGCCCAUCAUCACCGAUAUCAAUUUAAGUAGAAACUCCAUUUCGACCCUCAGGAUGCACGCGUUCGAGAAUAUGAAAAAUCUAACGAUCGUUUAUCUCAGCGAGAACAGGAUCACCGAGAUAAAUAGGGACGUAUUCGUCAAUCUGCCGUCCAUGAAGAAUCUCUAUCUGAACGAGAACAACAUCAAUACAUUACACGACAAGGCGUUCAAGCAUCUCGCCUCUCUAAAGGAACUGGACCUGUCCAACAAUCAGAUAAAGGUGAUCACCGCGGACAGUUUUCACGGGUUAACGAGUUUGAUCAGUUUGAAUCUGCGGGGCAAUUUAAUCGCCAUGGUCGGUGAUCGAACGUUCAUCGAGAUGCCCUCGUUGACGGAAUUGGAGCUGGAUCAGAACGAGAUCAAAUACAUCACGGAGAAAGCGUUGGACGGGAUGAGGAACCUGAAGCAACUCACGCUCAGCGAGAACGAAUUGGUAACUCUCGAGCCGGAUUUCCUUGCCGGGGCACCAGCGGUGUACAUGCUCAAUUUGAGGGACAAUAAACUCAAGACCAUGACUUUCGACAAUAUCAAGCCUAUCGUGACCAACUUGUACAACACUACCAGUCAUUUCUAUCUGAGCGGCAAUAAACUGAUCUGCGAUUGCAAACUAGCGUGGAUCUGGGGUCUCAGGAACGAGACGAAGAACGUAAAGCUACGGGACUCUCUGGAGGAGCUUACUUGCUUCUUGGAGAGCAAUAACGCAACGCUGAAGAUGAACAACAAGGAAGAUCUGGAAUGGAACGAGGCGCUCGAGAAUGCACGAAAUACUGAGGAAUAUCGGAGCGGGAAUUCGAGAGACGGCAGUAUCGAGGACGAUGACGCUUACAUGGGCGACGAGUACGAGAGUAAAGAUGGAUACGAGGAUUCUUCCUCGAAUUCCGAUUUUCAACCAAAGGUACAGAUGGUGGAGGGUAAGCUGUGCUACGUGAAGAACCUGUUCGAGCUGAAACUAGAGGAGCUUCCGUGCCCAGAACCCUCGAGGGAGGAUCUAAUGGCGUCCGAGCAACCUUCGAGUCGGCACGAGAACGCUCGCGUCGGUUCCUCAGGUUCCAUAUGGUUCUCAUCCUCGGCCGCUCUUAUUCGCCUUCACCUGUCCGUCCUUUUGUACUCUCUUCUCCCGGUCCUAUCGGUCCUGUUCACGUAGAACCGGCUUUAUUCGCCGCCAACGAGCAGAUCGCCGGAAGGACGACCAUCCGUCUCCGAGAAAAAGGACGGUUCUCGAUAUCUCGAUACGUAAAUACCUGCAUAACCGAAUCGUGCGAGGUGUGUACGCGUGUGAAUCGUCGCGCGUGUCCUCGCACGGAAAUCAAAAUUUUAUGCUUACGCUCUUUUUCCAUCGGUCAACUGACGCGGGAUAUAGAAAUAGUUUCUCCAGAUUUUUCAAACGUCGAAUAAUCGUAAUAAUGCAAAAAGCGAAAAAGAUUUUUUAGAAUUUUCGAUCGAUCGAAACGAUCCGAGUCGUUAAAAAUGAUCGAGUAUAAAUUAUACGCGUGCGAUUAUCCUCGGCGCGAUUCAAGAGCAUCGUUAGAAUUCGAAUAGAAGUGGAUCGACGGUCGAAGGAGUAUCACUGAUAUCGGUUCACCUAGCGGAAAAAGAGAGAGCGAACGAUGGAUCUGACCCAGCUUGCGAGGACACGCCGAAAACGCGUCGUCCGAUGUGGAAACGGAAUUAUCGAACGUGAUUCCGCCGGAUGUAUCUCGAUACACGUAACUCGAGAUGAUAAAACACCAAAAUUGUUCGAUUCCCGUUUUUCUAUAUAAGCACAACGGUCUCGUUAUCAACGGUCGCGUACGUGUAUAAGGCUGCUUAUCAGUAACUGCCAUUUUUCAUUCGUAAUUUCGUAUCGUUAACUUUUCGCGCGCGAUUUUUCUUAUUAACUCGCCCGAUGUUAAACAAGUUUGUAAAUAUGUCCGUCAGAAACGGUCUUCGUGCGUUCUUAAGAGAGAGAAAAAAAAUUGUAGAAUAAACCUUACGCUCGUUCUUUUAUACUUUUACACGGACUAAUCUAAUAUCAAGGUUCCAAGAUCGAAAUUUACCAAGUUGCGACGGAUAUCAUUUAACGAAACGUUUAGCCAUUAGUAGAAACGUUCGUGAAAUCGAUCGUUUCGUACAACUCGAUAUCAAUUAAUUAAAAAAUGUUGGGGAAGUAGCGAUAAUAAGUCUAAUUUCGAAUUCUAUAAUCUCGCGUAAAAUUUACGUUAAAUAAAAAGUUUUCAAAUGGAUAAUCAACAAAAAUAGAAAAAUAGAAACGAGACUCGUAUCGCGAUCGAUUUUAAGAUAAGAAAAAAAAUAUAAAUCCCACCAAGAUUUGUUCGUUUCAUCGAUCACGGGAUAACGAUUUGUAAUCGAUUUAUUUAAUUACACAUAUCAUCAAGGAAUUCCCAGAAAACUGAGGAAGGAGGGUGAGAUGGAGGAGAAUAAAUCAAAAAUUCCAUCAAUAAUCCAAUAUUUUCGAUUCAUCAAAAAUAUUAUUCGCCAUUAUACAGAAUGUUCAGAAUAUAUUCACGCGGAACGUGUUCGAAGGAUCGAUUUCAGAGGCCGAAAUAAACGCGAAGGUUGAUAUUUUACAAAGAUUUUUGGGCGCAUUUAUCAAGUUAUAAAUAAUUUAAAUUCGUAUUAAAAGAGAGAGAACGAUCUACAAACGAUCUACAACGAUCUCUUCGUUCAUAAUAACAUAAUACAACAAAUAAGUGUCGAUCGGACAUUUUUGUUCAUUUUUUCAAUACUUUUGUGUUCGUUUUGAUCUGUCAAAGAUCAACGAAAGAUCACUCGUGUGUAUCGAUCAACGCUUUGUAAAAAUCAACGUUUCGAUAUCUACUUGUAUCUUUCCAUUUUCACGAAGACUCUUCUGACCGAAUCUGAUUCAUCGUCGUUUAACACCGCUCCAAACGUUUCCCUAAAUAGACGCGCGCGCACGUAUAAUAUAUUAAAAUUGUUUGAACGAGUCGACAAUUUCUGAUCAGCCGCAUCCUCGCGAGACUCUCGGAAGUUGAGCGGAAACGGAAAUUGAUCGUGAAUACGAAGCUUACGAGUCAAUUCCCCGUGCGAUCGUGCUGAUUUUACCGUUAUGGAUCGUCCUCCGUUCCUUUUCUAUUCAUCCGUUGAUCGACCAAUAUUUAAUCUUAUUGAUUACCAUAGGAUUAAAUAUCGAUGAUUCUCUUUACCGAGAAAAUCGAGAAACUAAUCUCUAAUCAGAUUUAAGUAUCGAGCCGCUUGAUAUAUCGAUUAUCCUCAGUUUUAUUUCUACUUUAUGUCAUUAAUCCAUCGAAUCGUUCGCGAGUUUUCAUGAUUUAUUCCUUUCAUUCGUGAAUAUCGAUCGAUCGAUACAAGUACCUAAUAAUCACAGACGAACAUGAUCGUCGAACAAAUCGUUGUCGACGUUUCGCUAGUCAAAACGCGUUAUCGUAGCGUUCGGAUUCUAAUUAGCGUUGAACGAAAGGAAGUGAUUGGCGUGAUUGGCGAUCGAGUAGCAAGGAAAGUAGGAACGAAAGAAAAAAAGAAAACGCAACUGAUCUUCGUUUUUUUAUAAUCGGUUUAUCCUGAAUAUUGAAAAAUCUAGAAAGAAAAGAAAAAUCUAUCAAAGAAGAAAUUUCAAAUUUUGAUUCGAUAGGUAAUAUCCUCGCUGCUAAAUCCUCGACUCGCGAUCGAAUUUGCAAUUUUCAACGUUUAGAAUCUAAUUAAGCGUGUUUCGUGACACGUUGGUGCGGUUUACGCGACAUUCGAUCGCUAAAUUGGCGCGGUCUCGAGGUUUUUCGAAAGAAGGGGGGAGGGAAGGAAGGAUGAUGCGGCCUCCCUUCGUCUCCGUCAAGCCUCCUUCUUUGGCCAACUGGUUUAAUUACGCCCCUAAUUGAACGUCAGACAAUCGAGGGAAAGAAGGAAAAAAGCGAGUGAAUUGGUCGUUCGCGACGAUACACAGCGAAUUUUCUUUUUUUCUUUUCCUUUUAGAGCCGCGGAGAGCAAACGAAAAGAUAAAAGAACCACGAACGAUGAAAAAAAAGAAAAAAAAAAAAGAAAGAAAGAACGUCGUCUUUUUUUAAAUACCGUAUCAUAGGAAAACAGUGUUCUUGGUAAAUUGGACGAAUACCUCUCCGUUUCGCUUUUCGACUCCUCUUCUGAGUGCUAUCUUUUACCUCUUAACUGAUUAUUCGUAAAUAGUUAAGUUUUAUCGAGAAUCGAGAAAAGCAGAAUAGUUAGAUUUAAAUUUCUUUUUGUCUUCGUUUUCUAAAAGAGCCGUUGCGAUAUCGUAAGAAAUUUUUAGAUUUCAAUUACCUUUCAAUUACGUAAAAUAAACGUAGUAGGAUAGAGAUAUCGAUCAUCUUUAUUAUUCAUUACGACAAAAUGUUCGAACAUUCGAGUCAUCUCAAGAUAUUCAAGAUCUCGUUAAAUUAAUAUGUUCUAAAAAAAAAAAAAAAAAGAUAGAAAACCAAAGAUAUAAAAUUAUCGAGAAGAUAUCCAAUCCCUCGACUCGUAUUAUUCGCUCGUCAAAUUUUUCUCCAAAAAUUCGUAUAUGAUUAUGAUUACGUCUAAAUUCACUUUCUAAUUAAGUAAGUUUACUAAUUUGAAAUAUAUCCCUCUCCUAAAAAGCAAAAAAAAAAAAAAUCGAGAAUUACACACAUGAUGGAACGAGAUUGAAGAAACACAUAUAAAUAAAAUUUUUUUGUUACUCCUCUUUUUUUCUUUUUAUAUAUAUAUAUAUAUAUAUUUUUUAUAUUACGAUCCUGCCUCAUUUUUAUCAUAAAAAUGCCAAACUAUCGAAGCGAAAUUGGCGUCCAGGAUCAAAUCCUUCUUGAUAAUGAUGGACGACCGACUAAUAACGUGGAAUAUCGCUUGCCCCGCGCGAUCUAGAAGAAAAAAAGAAGCAAAAAGUGGAAGAAAGUAGAAAAAUGGAGAAUUAUCGAUGAUGUUGAGAUUGUUUGUCAUAGUAUAUGCGUUAUUAUAUAUAUAUAUACAUAUAUAUAGCAUCGCAAUAUACAAUAUAGUAUAUGAAUAGUCGGAUUGCAAAAUGAUCUUGGCCGGAAGGACGAAGUUGAUCAGUCGAUAGAAGAAAAAAGACGAUGAAAACGCACAUUGAAGACGUAGUUUAACAUCUGUUAAAUAUCCUGAUGUUGUUUUUUCAACUUUUUAUUUACAAUUUUCUUUUUCAGUCAAUUUACGCGUCCUAUUUCUUAUUGUUAAUACCGAUAUUACGAUUUGCUUUUUAAUCAUCUUUUUACCAUUAUUAUAAUCUUUCGAGUAAUUAUCAUUCAAAUAUAUUUUUUGUAUUUCGACAAAACGAUACGUAAAUUAAUAUUAUACGUUAUAUUUAAAUAAUUGAACUACACUAGAAAUGUCUCUGAAAAAGAUAUAAUCUAAAAUUUAUCUAUACUUUUCCUAUUUCACAUAGCGUAAAAUGAAAAAAAAAGAAAAGAAAAAAAUAGCGCGGAAUAAGAAAAUUAGAAAAAUAUUCCAUCUUUUUUCCAUUUAGACGAAUGUCUAAAUGAUUUUUUUACCACGGAUAAUUUUGAAAUUGGAACAAAUGAGUGAAGCAGUUGGAGAAUUUGACAACUAACGAUAAAAUUGGAAAAAAAGGAAUAUCGUCUGUUCUGGAAAUAAAAUUUAAUUAACAUAACAAGUUAGACAUUAAUUAAAAUCAGAAUAAUAUUAAAUUAACUUCGUAAUUACGUUAUUUAAGUUAAGUUCAAUCUACAAUCUUCCAUUAUACUUCAGCAAUCAUCUUUCAAAUCCAUUUUUUUUAAAUAUAAUAUAUAUAUAUAUAUACGAAUAUUGCGAUAAUUUGAUAAAAAAAAAAGAUCAUGUUAUAUUUUCGAUCGAUUUAGAUUCUCUAUAAGAUUCUCUACGGGGCGAAUGAAUCGCGAGGUCUCGAGUUAGAUUCUCAUCAAUUAUUCUCUUAGAUCUCCUAGUUUAUUAGCUUAUCCUCUUUUUCAUACUCAUCUUUGGCAUUCUUCGUCGACUCGAUCGAUAAUAUCGUUAUUUAAGAAUCCCGUACGAUGAUAUUUUGUGGUACGACGUCUGUUGUAAAUAGAGACGCAUACACGCAUACGAAGAAGACAGAUAAAACAGGUGAAAAGAAAAAGUUAUAUAAAUAAUUAGAAAAAAGUAAGAGACGAUCGAGUAAGAUAUUAUAUUCGAAACGGAAUUGUCGCGUUCGCCACGUUAUUCCCUAGUGAAUGCAUCGUAAAUGCAUCAAUAGCUAUGAUUUAUGCCCGUGUUUCACGUGUGCGUGGAGCGUUCUCGUUCGAAUCGAGGAUAUAUAAAAGAUGUUUUAAAAAACGUUCCAAAUUUGUUCAAUAAUUCUCGAUAAGCAUAGGAUAUAAAAGAAAAAAAAAUAUAUCUCGUAAGCUAGGUUUAAGCACGAUUCUUGAUUAAGAGAAAUUUAAAAAAAAGAAAAAUGUCUGUCUGUUUCUCUCUUUCUCUCUCCUGACACGCACAGCGCGCACCGGAAGCGUGCGCCAGUACAAAAUGCAUACACACACACACAUCCAUAAUACACGCGCACACAUCGACACGCAUAUACACACAGAAUCCUCUGGAAAAUAUUAAGCUCGUAGAUAAACCAAAGAUAAGAAAAGUUUGGUGUUAGUCGUUAAGAAAGCUCAUUAACACAAAACCGAAUAUUCAGUAUCCGAUCGAUUUUUUGAUCGAUCAUCAUCGUUUAAAAACAAGAUUAAUCGUCUGGAAACUCCAAUCGUUGGCGGAGGAGCAUCGUUGUUUCGAUCGAUGAGAGAGAAAAGAAUAAAAUAAAUGAAUAGCGUAAACACGUUUAACUCUCGUACGAUAAGCUUCGAGCUAAAGAGGAGUUUGACGAACAAACGAUGAUCCCUCAUUUUUUUAGAUAUACGUACAUACGUGUAUGUAAAAAAUGGUGCGAAUUUUUGUUUCGUAUCAUCCGAAAAUAAGAAUCCGUUCUAACAGCAAAUUGUAGCGAAAUUGUAGCAUUUUUCUAAUCGAAGAAUAAGAUCGUGUAAAUUUCGUUUUGUUUCGUGACAUCGAAAAGAAAAGGAAGGAGAGGAAAAUAAUGAUAAGAUAGACGAGCAUGAAACACAACGAAAUUUCGCGAUUUCCGUUCUUUUCUUUUUUUCUUUCAUUGUGCAUAAGAAUUACGGCAUUGAUCGUUGUUUCUAUGUGACAAGGAGAGGAGACGAAGAAAAACGAUAAACGUCGAAUUUAUGAAUCAUACAUCAUGCAUCAUACGUGCGUGCAAGUACAUAUGUACACGGCCCAUUUCGGAUUUUCACUCGUGCGUCAUACUCGUUAUCAUUAUUGAUAAUUUUGCCGUAAUUAUUAUACAUAUGUACGUAUAGAUGAGCGUAAGGAAUACGCGCAUACGAGCUCUUUCUUCUUCACACCAAGUGAUUCUAAUUUUUAAGCUAAAAACGCAUGGGCGUGAAUGCUCUAUGAUGUAAGUUCUAAGAUUUUGAAUAUUGUACUACUUAUUAUUAUUAUUAUUAUUAUUAUGGAUUCACAGUCAAGCCGUAAUAUGUAUUAUAUGUUCUUUUGUAAGAUCUAAACGAUAAAUAAAUAAAUAAAAAUCGUCGAGAAAGAAGAA